Messenger RNA from Solanum verrucosum, 1394 nucleotides. Its product is annotated as 4-hydroxy-tetrahydrodipicolinate reductase 2, chloroplastic-like. The transcript is spliced from 8 exons. Gene Ontology annotation, cellular component: chloroplast stroma. Lineage: Eukaryota; Viridiplantae; Streptophyta; Magnoliopsida; Solanales; Solanaceae. The record is from RefSeq and is a predicted model, not a curated record. Gene Ontology annotation, molecular function: 4-hydroxy-tetrahydrodipicolinate reductase activity; NADPH binding. The coding region runs from base 60 to 1058 and encodes 332 amino acids.
UCAAAAUCUUUAUAAUUUGUGUGUGCUUUCUCAUUUUAUUUUUGUAUUGCAGUGAAACAAUGUGGGCUGUCAUCAAAGUUCCAGUUUACAUUAAUGGAGGAGGAAUUCGAUACAGUUCAAGCAGCAAAAAUGGCUGCAAUAGUUUUGUUCGAGGUCGAAAAUAUUCGGUGAAGAUGUGUUCUACUCCAGGACAAAAUGUUCAGGUUUCAGUUAAAUCAAAAAUCGAGCCACUCCCUAUAAUGGUGAAUGGUUGUAAUGGCAAAAUGGGGAGGGCAGUUCUUGAAGCAUCAAUCGCUGCGGGACUUCAACCUGUGCCUAUAUGUUUUGGUGGUCCAGAAGAUGGAGGAAAAACUGUGGAGGCGGGUGGAAAAGAGAUAAUUGUGCAUGGUCCUUCGGAUAGAGAAAACAUCUUGUCCUCUGUCUUUGAGGAACACCCUAAUCUAAUUGUAGUGGACUACACAUUACCUGCUGCAGUGAAUGAUAAUGCUGAAUUAUACUGCAAAGUUGGAGUGCCUUUUGUAAUGGGAACAACUGGUGGAGAUAGGGAGAAGCUCUACAAAACAGUCGCAGACUCAAAAGUUUAUGCUGUGAUCUCCCCACAAAUGGGAAAGCAGGUGGUAGCUUUUCUCGCAGCCAUGGAAAUCAUGGCAGAACAAUUCCCUGGAGCUUUCUCUGGGUACAGUUUACAGGUGAUGGAGUCUCAUCAAGCAAGCAAACUGGACACUUCUGGAACUGCGAAGGCUGUUAUCUCUUGCUUUGAGAAACUAGGUGUCUCUUUUGAUUUGGAUGAGGUACAACUAAUUCGAGAUCCUGUGCAACAAGUUGAGAUGGUUGGUGUCCCAGAAGAAUACUUGUUAGGCCAUGCUUUCCACAUGUACCAUUUGACCUCACCAGAUGGAACGGUUUCUUUUGAAUUUCAACACAAUGUUUGUGGUAGAUCAAUCUAUGCAGAGGGAACAGUUGAUGCUAUACUAUUCCUUGCUAAGAAGGUGAAAUUGAAAGAAGAGAAGCGGAUAUAUGACAUGAUCGAUGUGCUGCGAGAGGGCAACAUGCGAUAACAGCUGAGUUACAUAUGCUGGAGUAGUAGGAUGUAUAACAUUUAGACCUGUCGGUGGAGAGAAACAAAUGGUGGGUUCAUUUUUCUUGGUUUGGUCCUUCCUGUGGUUCUUGAUGCUUUAGGAUCUGUAGUUGAAUGAUUCUUAAGAUGCAACAAUCAAAAUAAUAUGACUAGUAGGUUUAGCUCCAGCCUCCAUGCAAGCAUUGAGUGUGCUUCUCUUGUUGUAUGUUUUUUCUUCCCUUUUCAUUUGUACUACCAGAAGAGAACGAAUCUUAUUGGAGGUUUCUGAUGUUCUUGACAAGUAAAAUAUUCACUAUGUAUCGAGUUUUGACUAUUU